Botrytis byssoidea is the source of this 3237-nucleotide messenger RNA. RefSeq lists its product as uncharacterized. NCBI's taxonomy places the organism in Eukaryota, Fungi, Ascomycota, Leotiomycetes, Helotiales, Sclerotiniaceae. The record is from RefSeq and is a predicted model, not a curated record. Bases 1 to 3237 code for a protein of 1078 amino acids. The transcript is spliced from 7 exons.
AUGGGUUCAUGGCCACUCGAUCAUGAUGUGGUUCUCUUUGCUUGGCUCGACUUUUGCAAUAAACACAAAAUAGAUUAUUUGGCAACAAUCGAACGACAAUUGGAAGAAAGGACUGAGAUUUCUCGUUCAAGAUCCGCUGUAUGUAGCCACCUCCGCUACACUGAGUGGAGAUGCCGCAAGCCAAAUGAAAAGCGCAGAAUCCAGCAUGAUGAGCUCGUGCCGCAUAUUGGAAUUAUUGAGGCUGGAUCUCAAGGUUUGCGGUACCCUCCGAAAGAAAUGACCCCGAAAAUCAGAAAGACUUUACGCGAAUAUGAAAAAGAGUACAGCCCAGAAAGAAUCCAAAGGUUGAUGAGGGUCACAUCCGAGAAUAAGCCGAGCCAACCAAAAAACACUAAGUCUAUUCCAUCUCAAAAGCAGCGAAGAAAGCUUGAACUUCAAAGGCCUCAGCUUACGUCUACACAAAAAAGUGCGACGAUUCAACCGCUGAACGGCAGGUUGCCCACCAAAACAAAACUAUCAAACGUUCAACCAGAAAUCUCUCAUCUUUCCAAAACCCCCUCCGUUGAUGGAGAGCGUGACGACAAAGUUAUAGAACCAACUCAAAAACGUAUUGACAAAGUUAUAUCAAAAAGUCAAGAAAGCUACAAGGAACGCUUGAAGGAGAAGGAAGCAGAAAUAGUUGCUAUCCGCAAAUACUGGGAUUGCGACCUUCGGGAACUCCACGAGAGAAUUGAAAAGCUUCAACAAGCAAAUCUAGGACUAGAAGCCAAGGAUUCGAGUCUGGAAUCAGCUGUUAUCGAUGUCAGUAAUGCAGAAAGAAAUCCAUUGGCAGAUAUGAUUGGCCAAAAGAACAGAGAAACUUGGAAAUUGACUGAUAUGAUUCACCGACAGUUUGAGGUAUCAAGUAUCAAAGAGGCACAAGUAAAGUACCUCCCACGUCAACAAGUUGUUAAUGCCAUGAACGAAAUUCGUCUGGAGUUAGAGACAAUGACUCAAAUGCAAGACUUCUCAAGUAGACUGAGUUCAAAAGAAUGGUUCGGCGGAGACUUUGACCACUUGGUAAAUUCUGCUUUCGCUUCUCCCGAAGGAUCGAUCGGCGGCAGGCUUCGAUUAAAGAGGCUGGCCUUAAGAACUGGUUCAUUUGCAGCACUCAGCAUCUUGACCAUAACUGCAUUGAGAGAUUGGGUUUUCCUAACAGAUUUUCCGCGGGUAGAGUUAGGAUCUUUGAGUCUGAUUGAAGCAUAUCGCAGCAUUGCUUUUAAUCAAGGCGGAUGGGAUGAACUGCGAUGUUACGAUUUCGGGGCGCAGCUUUCAUGUCGGUUGUCAAGGACAUUAAGUCUUAUUUUCGGCAAAAGUCUUGAAGAGGUGGUAGAGAAUUCCUCCCUCCACACGUGGGGUGAAGACUUUGAAUCCUGGAAAGAGAGACAGUACCACUUUGAAAAGCUUUUUCGGAUUGCCUUGGAGUUGAAGAGUGACUCUAUAAUCACGGAUGAUACCUAUACCUUCGAAUUUCUUCUGAAUGAGGCACACGCCAACAAGCCAAUUGGUGAAUCGGAAGCUCCUGAAGGUUUUUGGCUGCGAUUUUCUAUUGGCGCAUACAAAUCAAAACCAUUGGUGACCCAGGAUAAAAGGGUUGGUGCACUCGUCCAAACACGGAAUUUUUUAUCCUCUGUAACUGACGGCUGGAUUUGCAAUUAUCGGAAGGACCUAUAUCUCAGUAUUAAUCGAGAACAUGAUCCCGAAAUUAUGUUAUCGCAUAGCAGAGUUUCAAGUAGACUCGCUGGGAGAUCUCGGACUGAUCGUCAAAACCUAGAGCAGGAGGACUUUCAACCAGAAGAGCCUGGUACCUUGGAGAUGGCUUACAACAAUAGUAUUACAAUUGACAAGAUAUCAGAACCUAUGAGAAAUAUCCCACAGCUUCCUCUACAACUCUCUGGUAUACCAUCGGAGCAUAUGUGCAAAAUAUGCAAGAUGAACUUUGGAAAUAAUCAAGGUUUGAGUGCGCACCAGAGAAAUGGGACUUGUAGGCGAUGCAAAGUAUGCCGAACGGUUUGGCCUACGAUAGCUGCUUUGAAAGAACACGCCACAAUUCCUGCUUCAAAACGGGAAACUAAAUCGAACAUGGCCAUUGAAGAAGGUAUAUGUGAGAAGGAUGGUAUCGAGGGGAAUGAUGCCGAGGAUGAUGAUGUCGGGGAUGAUGUCGGGAAUGAUGUCGAGGAGGAUGAUGCUGAGGAUAAUGAUAUUGAGAGGAACGAUAUUGAUUGGUCCUCCGCAAAAGCCUUGGGGAUUGUGAGCAAUGGACAGGCAGAUCAUCCUCACACCACAAAAUCUCGAACAUAUUCAAUUAGUGAGAUACCCAACAGCGUCGAUUUCGAGCAAGAACAAGGAGAAGAACCAGGAUCGGCAGGAUCAGUCCCGUGUCUCUUUUCUACGAUUGAAACGGACAAUAUCAACCUUUUACCUAAAGAAAAUAGGACCGGGAGCGAGAAAAUUGACUACGCUUCAGAAGAAACAGAAGGCGAGGCACUCAAAACAUCAGAAAGUAAACACGCGUGGGAGAAAAUUGAGCAUGGUGAGGGGGAUAUGGUUGGGUUUGAAGAUUCUCGACAUCGAUCUAAUUCGCAGACAAUCAUAGAAUUUGACGGUCCAAUCGAAUUAGAUUCAGACACUUUUGACACCAAAGGAGACGCGGCUCUUGAUUUAUGUGAGCAGAAAACUAAAGCCGAAUCCGAAAGUUCAAGUACUACUAAUUCUUCCAUGAGCGAUCUAAAUCUGGAAACUUUGGAGACUCAAUCUCCGGAUCACUGGAUCAUUAUCGAGGGUUACGACACCUCAAACAUUUUAUUCGAAAGCCCCAGACUGAUACCUGAAAGACGCGCAAGUCAAUUGUUCUUGGUAACUACUGAGAACGAAGAGGCCGUGGAUGAAGAUGCGGAUGGAUACAGGAGUCCUGUAAUGAAUACUCCUGAACAUGUUAUUGCGGAAGAACCCAAAAGUAUCAAUGCCGCUGAUAUUGGAGUUGACCAUGAUGACGACGACCAAACAGAAGAAAACGAGAACUAUGAAAGUCAUGAUGUUGAUGACGAAGAGGGUGUAAAUUUGGACAAUAACGAUGGCAGAGAAGCCACAGAUGAUGGCUUCGUUGGGGACAAAAUAGACGAAACCGAAAUCACUAACGGUACGGGAACAGCUGAAGCAAUGAGCGGAAUCAUCAGACACCAUCAGGGAAAUGUGUGA